Messenger RNA from Setaria italica (foxtail millet), 1580 nucleotides. Its product is annotated as fasciclin-like arabinogalactan protein 1. The transcript has a single exon. The coding region runs from base 48 to 1448 and encodes 466 amino acids. Lineage: Eukaryota; Viridiplantae; Streptophyta; Magnoliopsida; Poales; Poaceae. Gene Ontology annotation, cellular component: plasma membrane. The record is from RefSeq and is a predicted model, not a curated record.
ACACCCCCCAGGACACAAAGAAAGAAGCCUUCCUGUCCCCGAGCACAAUGCGCCUCGCCGGAAUCCUCUCCGCCUCCACCGUCCUCCUCCCCCUUCUCCUCGUCCUCGGCGCGUCUCCGCCGUGCCAUGGCGCCUCAGGCCACAACAUCACGGACAUCCUCGCGGCCCACCCGGACUUCACCGAGUUCAGCGCCGCCCUGACAAGCACCGGCGCCGCGGCGGAGAUCAACAACCGCACCACCAUCACCGUCCUUGCCGUCGACAACGACGUGAUGUCGCAGCUCAAGGCGCAGCAGCUCCAGCCGAGAGACCUCGAGCGCGUGAUCUACCUCCACUGCCUCCUGGACUACUUCGAUGCCACCAAGCUCGGUAGCAUCCGGGGUGGUUUCGUCCAGGCCACUAGCCUCUACCAGGCAACCGGCAAGGCGCAGGGAGGAGAAGGAAUGGUGAACGUCACCAUGUUCCGCGGCGGGCGUGUCGCGUUCGCUCUGUCCGGCACCUCGAACGUGCCGCCGGCCGCGUUCUACCAGAAAUCCAUCAAGGAAGAGCCCUACCAAAUCGCCGUCCUGCAGGUGAGCGCCCCGAUCUGGUCUCCAGCGCCGGUGGCCGGGGCGCAGGCGCCCGCUCCAGAGCCGCCGGCGCCGGGAUUGGCGGAUCUCCUGUCCAAGAACGGGUGCGGGGGCUUCGCCAGCCUCCUUGCCGCGACGGCCGACGCUGCGGCGAAAUUCGAGCGCAGCGCCGGCGGCGGCGGCGGGCUCACCGUCUUCUGCCCCGACGACAAGGCGGUGACGGCCUUCGACGCCACCUUCAAGAACCUCAGCGCCGACGGCCAGCUCGCGGUCCUGCUGUACCACGGCGUGGCGGCGCACUACUCCGCGCAGUCUCUCAAGACGAUCAAUGGGGAUGUGAACACACUUGCCACUGACGGAUCCAAGGGCUACAAGUACAACCUCACCGUCCGUGCUGACGGCGACACGGUGGAACUGUCGUCGGCGUCCCAGAGCGCGGCCAAGGUGACCAAGACGGUGGUCGACAAGGGGCCCCUCGCAGUCUAUCUCAUCGACGCCGUGUUGCUGCCAAGUGAGCUCUUCAACGCCAGCCAUGGCCGCACUGCGCCCGCUCCUGCGCCGGCCUCGUCACCUGCCCAUGCGCCGCCACCUGCUCCUGCGCCGGCCUCAUCGCCUGCACAUGCAACUCCACCUGCUCCUGUGCCGGCCUCGUCGCCUGCACAAGCACCCACACCGCCAGCCAUUGCGCCGGCGACUCCACCUACGCCCAGGCGCCACCCCGCGCCACCACAAGAGGCGGACACCCCUGCGGAUUCGCCGGACGCCGACAGCCAGCCGCCUGCAGAUCAGAAGAACAACGGAGCUAGGGACACGGUGUCUUGGAGUCUUGGCAUGGUGGUGGCCGCCGCGGUGCCGGUGAUCGUGCUCCUGCUGCAGUGAAGGGUUCAUGCUGGUUAGAAUGAUUUCGAUUUGGUGUUCCCGUGACCAAUCAUCUUGAUUACAGGUUAGCAUGGAAACAGUGUUUAUGGGCAUGUAUUGGUCAAAAUAAUAUGAUCCUGAUUAUUGUGCCUG